Molecule: messenger RNA, 1353 nt
Organism: Balaenoptera musculus (blue whale)
Lineage: Eukaryota; Metazoa; Chordata; Mammalia; Artiodactyla; Balaenopteridae
Gene: JMJD8
Product: jumonji domain containing 8
Exons: 9
Coding region: 110-919 (269 amino acids)
Cellular component (GO): cytoplasm
Source: RefSeq, a predicted model, not a curated record
CCUUCCGGAAGUGCCCCCUCUUUCCAGGACGGGCCAAAGGAAGCCGCUUCCGGGAGCCGGCCUGUUGCCACGACGACGGAGCUCCCGGCAUGCCUCGCGGCGGCGGGCUAUGGCGUUGGGGGUGCGGCUACUCCUGUUGCUCGCGCUCUGGACGCUGGCGGUUCCGGCCCGGAGUCUCCGGGAGGCAGGCGACGGAGGGUGGCGGCGGCCCGGGCCGGGGGCGCCGGCGGCCGUGGCGGAGGAGGAACGCUGCACCGUAGAGCGCCGGGCCGACCUCAGCUACGCCGAGUUCGUGCAGCGCUACGCCUUUUCCAGACCUGUCAUUCUGCAGGGGCUCACAGACAACUCGAGGUUCCGGGACCUGUGCUCCCGUCAAAGGCUGCUGGCCUUGUUUGGGGACAGCGUGGUCCGGUUGAGCACUGCCAACACCUACUCCUACCAGAAAGUGGACCUGCCCUUUCAGGAGUAUGUGGAGCAGAUGCUGCACCCCCAGGACCCGUUCUCCAUGGGCAAUGACACCCUGUACUUCUUUGGGGACAAUAACUUCACCGAAUGGGCAUCACUCUUUCGGCACUACUCUCCACCUCCAUUCAGCCUGCUAGGUACCAUUCCUGCUUAUAGUUUUGGAAUUGCAGGUGCCGGCUCUGGGGUGCCCUUCCACUGGCACGGGCCCGGGUUCUCAGAGGUGAUCUAUGGCCGAAAGCGCUGGUUCCUGUACCCUCCUGCGAAGACACCUGAAUUCCACCCCAACAAGACCACACUGGCCUGGCUCCGGGACACAUACCCGGCCCUGGCACUAUCUGCACGGCCCCUGGAAUGCACCAUCCACGCUGGUGAGGUGCUGUAUUUCCCUGACCGAUGGUGGCACGCCACACUCAACCUCGACACCAGUGUCUUCAUCUCUACCUUUCUCAGCUAGCCAAAGGGGGUGGCUGGGGAGCCCGUCGCACACCAGCACAUGCCCCUAUAGUGCUCACAGAUUUUAUUACAGGGACAGAGGUGGCAGCGGCAGCCUCAGCCCAGCCCACUCUCACCCGCUGUUUCUGGCCCAGAAGGGGGAUGGGGGAGGCUCAUGACCCAGCAGAACUGAUGGGGGUGGGCUUGGGGACACCAGGAUAGGGAUCUAGGGACACAAACUAUGUACAGCGGCUAGAGACUACUGCCCAAGGCCCUCCUGAGCCAGGGUACCGGGCAAGGCGGGUGAGUGGCUCACACACCCGCCCUGCGUUAGUAGUCCUCCACCCAGCCAUUCUCGGAGAUGAACGCGUCAAUGACCUCUUUCAUGGCCAGGUUGGGGAUGAGCUGUUCCUGGGUCAGGGGGCUCCGAGUCACAGGGUCAAAAUGGCCCACACG